GCGACAGGUAUUAUCUCAAUUAACUCAUCAUAAUCUACAUUUUUUUAUGAAUGUUAGAUUAAUUGAUUAGAAAUAAUAUGUGAAGUUGUAGCGUUGAUUGCCGCCGAUAUAUAGGACUUUGUUUGUAUGAUUAUUGGAAAAAAAGUAGCCUUUUUAGAUGACAACAGAUUGGUAUGAUUAAUUUUAUUUUAAAAAAUUGGUAUUUAUCUAGUGGUAGUAGGAGUAUUUUGGUCCAAUUGAUCUUGAGAUGGAAAGUAUCAAUAUUAGAAUUGUGACUAUAACAAAUUGUGUUGAAGAGGAAUGUUAAGGAGAUGUUUGUUGAUUCAAGUUCUCUUACAGUAAGGAAAUUGAACAGGCAUGGCCCACUUAGCACACUCCAUAUUCAUAUCACUCCAUGAAGUAUGAAGUAUCAAUUUCUGUCAUACUUCUUAAUAAUCUGUUACUCAUGUUAUACAUUGGUUCUAUAUGAUUAUAAGCUCUAAUUUAUAAUAUAGUUUAUGAUACUCUAAUAUUGAGUUUUGGCACAAGAAUUAUUUGAUGAAGUAUGAAGUAUUUGAGUUUUUAUUUGGUGAUUCAUUUUAUAAGAAAUAUAAGAGUAUAGUUAUAAUAUAGUUUAUGAUAAUUUAAAUGGAACUUUGUUUGGUGCAUUAUGAAAAAAAAAAAUAUGAAUAUGUAGGCCUCAUUUUAAAAUUAGUUUAGGGCCUCCAAAAUAGUUGAGACGACGUUGCUGAAGGGCAUAUAUAAAGAACCGCAGUAUUAGCUCUAGACUUGUAACGUUGUAACAUUACUACUAUGCGUGCAACCAAACAAGGGAUAAUUACAUAAAAAAAACAGCAGAAGAAAUGUUAGAAGAAAUCAGAAGUAUCUUUGUUUCUUCAUUAUUUUCUCUUAUCAUGCCUUCAUCUUUCCUUAAAUAGUGAUUGUGUAGCAGCACUUGUACAGGUGCUUAUUCCAUUAGAAAUGUCUAUGAGGAGACAAGAACUCCUAGGAUAAUGUAUUUAGAUUGACUCUCAGUUAAAGGAGCCCCCCCUCCCCCUCCUCCUCCCCCCAUAAUUAGUAAGCCUAUUCUUUGUAAAUGAUAUUACUACUGUUUUAUGCCAACAAUAAUUAGUUAGCCUAUUCUUUGUAAAUGAAAUGGACUUUUUCUUCCAUUUGGAAAAGAUUGAAAAAAAAAAUUGUUGUCUUAUUAUGAUAUUUGUUGGUUUUAAUUGUUAUUUUAUUAGAUUGGUUAUCAAAUGAAUGUUUAAACAAUGAUUUUAUCUACUAGUAUCUGAUAGCUCUAUUUGGGUUUUCUCUAUGUGUGUAAUGCAAUCGUUUCCUCGUCAAUUGGUUGACUAUGUGCUCUUGUUUUAUUGUAUUCUUAAGAGUAACUUUUAAGACAUUAUUGUUAGUUACUUAUCUCUUUGCUUUUCAUUCUUGUUUUGUCUCACCUGUGUAAUUGAUUUGAGAAGCAUUAGAGUAAUGUGUGUGUGCCUGACCUUUCCUUGAUGUAUAAAAUCCGUGAUGUUCUGCUUCCAUUAACUUUUAAAAUUUUAACUUAGAAAUGGAUCGAAGUUGGAUUUCUACCUCAAAGCCGGGUGACCCACAAUAUGAAGCUGGAAUAAGGGAAUUUAUUAAUUUUGCUAUUAAAAAUGCUAGGGAUCGAUCUAGGUUACCAUGUCCUUGUUUCAAGUGUCAUAACUUUUUGUAUAGACCGACUGAUGAAAUUCUUAAUCACUUGAGCAAGACGGCCUUCGAUAGAACAUAUACCAUUUGGACAUGGCAUGGGGAAAGUAAAGAUGGAACCUCUACAAGUGAUAACAAAAAUAAUGGUCAUGGUGGUCAUAAUUAUAAUGAGGGUGAUAGGUUAGCGGACAUGAUGCGAGUAGCUCAAGAUCAAUUUGCUGAAAACCCAGCAACAUUUGAGAGGAUGUUAAGUGAUUCUGAAAAACCCUUGUACCCAGGUUGUAAGAAGUACACAAGAUUAUCAGCAAUAUUGAGGUUAUAUAACCUAAAGGCAGGUCAUGGUUUGACUGAUAAUAAUUUUACAUAAAUACUUGAUUUAAUAAAAGACAUGCUUCCGGAUGAUAACGUUCUUCCAAGACGCACAUAUGAGGCAAAAAAGAUGUUGUGUUCAAUGGGGUUACCCUAUGAGAAAAUUCAUGUUUGCCCUAAUGAUUGCGUUUUAUAUCGGAAUGAUCUUGAUUCUUUAAAAAAUUGUCCAGUGUGCAAUGUUUCACGAUACAAGGAGAAAGAAGGGGUGCCUGCUAAGGUUUUGUGGUAUUUUCCAAUAAUUCCUAGAUUUAAACGUCUUUUUUCUAAUGCGAGCGAUGUAGCAAAAUUGACAUGGCAUUCUGAAGGACGAAAAAAAAGAUGGGAAGCUUAGACACCCAGCUGACUCCCCUCAAUGGAGGUUUAUUGAUGCAAAAUUUCAUGAGUUUGCUAAAGAAAAGCGAAACCUUCGCCUUGCAUUGUCUACUGAUGAAAGUACAUGAUGCUCUCGCUGUUAAUUUCUGGCCCAAAACAGCCCGAAAAUGACAUUGACGUCUAUUUAGCACCCCUUAUUGAUGAUUUAAAGAUGUUAUGGGAGAAAGGUGUAGAUGCAUUUGAUGCACAUCAUAAUGAAGUUUUUAAUUUGAGAGUUAUGUUGUUUUUCACCAUUCAAGAUUAUCCAGCUUAUGGUAAUCUUUCAGGAUAUACAGUGAAAGGAGAAACGGCUUGUCCAGUAUGCGAGGAUGGUAUGAAAGGGAAAGGACAAUGGUUAUCAACUUCAAAUAAACCCUUACUUUGAUCAUCGUCCUUUUUUACCUAUUAAUCAUGAAUACCGCAAGCAAAAAAAAGCUUUUAAUGGAAAACAAGAAUUUAGAAGACAUCCUAAAGUCUUGAGUGGUGAAGAGGUGUUUGAAAAUGUUAAAAGACAUUCAGGUAACCUUUGGGAAGAAAAAUAGAUCAAAGCUUCCUAAACAAGGGUACAAAAAAUGUUCUUGGCGUUUACCUUAUUGGAAAUUCCUUUUUGUUAGACACUGUUUGGAUGUGAUGCAUAUUGAAAAAAAUGUGUGUGAUAGCUUAAUUAACACAUUGUUGAAUGUCAACGGUAAGACAAAAGAUGGUGCCAAAGCUCGUGAUGACUUGAAGGAAAUGGGAAUUAGAAGUGAAUUGCACGCUGUUGAUGGAAGUAAAAGAUAUUUGCCUCCUGCAUCUUUUUCAUUGUCACGAACAGAGAAAAAAGUCUUUUGUGAAAGUUUAGCUGGAGUUAAAGUUCCAGAGGGGUUUUCCUCAAAUAUUAGCAACUUUGUUUCAAUGGGAAAUUUGAAACUUGUGGGGCUAGAGUCUCAUGAUUGUCAUAUUUUGAUGCAACAUUUGCUACCAGUAACUAUUCGCUCAAUUUUACCUAAAAAUGUUCGAUAUGCGAUUAUUAGGUUGUGUUCUUUCUUUAAUGCGAUGUAUGAUAAAGUCAUUGACCCAAAAGACUUGAAUCAUUGGGAAACUGAAAUUGCUGUCAUUAUUUGUCAAUUAGAGAUGUUCUUCCCCCCUUCUUUUUUUGACAUUAUGAUUCAUUUACCCAUUCACUUGGUCAGAGAGAUUAGAUAUUGUGGGCCGGUUCAUUCAAGGAGUCAAUGGCCUUUUGAAAGGAAAAUGAAAACUUAUAAGGGAUAUGUUAAGAACGCCUUUCACCCUGAAGGUUGUAUUGCUGAACGAUUAUUUUAUGAAGAUGCUGCUGGACUAGGUAGUGAAUAUGUAGAAAAUGCAAAGGUUAUUGGGAUUCCUGUAUCUCGACACACUGGAAGAAUGGAAGGUAAAGGGAUCAUAGGCCAUAAACAGCGUGAUUUGUCUUAUGAAGAGUGGCAACGGGCUCACACAUAUAUUCUUUUCAAUGAGGACGAAGUUGCACCUUAUGCUAAGAACCACAUUGCCUUCUUGAAACAGAGAAACCGUAAGAUGAAUCACAAAUCACUAUUUGUAGACACCCAUUUGUGUCUCCCCAAAACCAAACCCAGUGAUGAGUACCUUUCACGUCGAAUCAUAAUCAAAUGAAGUGAAAGUGUGGA
This is a messenger RNA of Chenopodium quinoa (quinoa), 4028 nucleotides long. RefSeq lists its product as uncharacterized. The transcript has 2 exons. Lineage: Eukaryota; Viridiplantae; Streptophyta; Magnoliopsida; Caryophyllales; Amaranthaceae. The record is from RefSeq and is a predicted model, not a curated record. Bases 2887 to 4014 code for a protein of 375 amino acids.